Galdieria sulphuraria is the source of this 817-nucleotide messenger RNA. RefSeq names its product nascent polypeptide-associated complex subunit beta. Bases 183 to 716 code for a protein of 177 amino acids. The transcript is spliced from 2 exons. The record is from RefSeq and is a predicted model, not a curated record. NCBI's taxonomy places the organism in Eukaryota, Rhodophyta, Bangiophyceae, Galdieriales, Galdieriaceae. Gene Ontology annotation, cellular component: cytosol; nascent polypeptide-associated complex.
UCUAGGAAAAACUUUUAUUGGAGAACAGCUCAAGUCCAUAUUCAAUAAACAAAAGCCAAACGAUAUUAGAAUUACAUCUCAACAAGUCUUUCAAUCGACUUAACCGCCGAUCGUGCCCUAAAUCAGUUUCCUUCUUGGAAUUUCCAAAGGCUGCUGUAGCUCGGUGCAGUCCCGAAACUAUAAUGGAAAAUGAGACUCUGAAAAAUGAGAAGUUGGCAAAGCUACAAAGAAUGGCUGUGAAUGUUCGAACUGGUGGGAAAGGCACUGUUAGGAGAAAGAAGAAGGCAGUUCACAAAGGAACACCGACUGAUGAUAAGCGACUUCAAAGCACCUUGAAGCGUCUGGGCCUGAAUCAAAUACCUGGAAUUGAGGAGGUAAAUAUCUUCAAAGAUAACGGACAAGUGAUCAAUUUUACGACUCCUAAAGUUCAAGCAGCCAUCGGAGCGAACACUUACGUGGUAUCCGGCCAAGGAGAAACCAAGUCACUUCAGGAAUUACUUCCUAACGUCCUCAAUCAGUUGGGUUCGGAUAAUCUAGCGCAAAUGCGUUCCCUUAUGGAGAGUCUCAGUACGACGGAUGAUAAGGGUGACGCUACAGAAAACGGGGAAAAGUCAAAAGAAGACGACGACGAUAUUCCAGAGCUUGUGGAAACCAAAACUUUUGACCAGGUGGAAGAAGAAAGUAAUGUGAAGGAGGCGGAUAUUCCUGUUAGCUGAAAGUUCCUUCGACUUUGUCUUCAAAUUGUAUCGCGGUUUGAAGUUGUCUUUAAGAUAGAAUUAUAUGGUUCAAUAAAUCCAGAAUUAUUUUGACUCUUUAU